Molecule: messenger RNA, 801 nt
Organism: Tetrahymena thermophila SB210
Lineage: Eukaryota; Ciliophora; Oligohymenophorea; Hymenostomatida; Tetrahymenidae
Exons: 1
Source: RefSeq, a predicted model, not a curated record
AUAAUUAAAUAGUACAAAAAAAAUUAACUAAAAUUAAAUUCUUUAAAAAACAAUCAAUAUAUAUAAUUCACUCAGCAAACUAUUAUCUAAACAAUAGAUAAACAAAUAAAUAAGUCUGCUUGCUUAUCAUAAUCCUACUACACAAUUAUAAGGGUAAAAAAAUCCAAACCUAUAAUCAAAGACAACUCAUAGUUCAAUACUGUAUCACCUUGUUUAAUUAACUUCUAAACGAAAAUGCUAAGCUAAUAAAUAUAAGUUUUUGCUAUGAUCUAAUAGCAUGAAGAGUAAUGGGAAUAAUACUUGCCUUACAAGCAACAAGAAAUUCCCUAGAGUAUGAGCUGUGAUGAGCUUGAAACUAUUCAAGAAGAAGAUGAUGAUUUCUAAUAUUGCAGUCCUGUUGAAAAGCUCUCUCAAUCUGGCUUAAUGUACAAUAAGCGUGUUUUGGCUCUUGACUAAGAAUAUUUAUGCUAUUAUUAAUAAGUAUAAAUAUACUCAAAUAAAAAAGUUAAUACUCUCAAACACAAACCUAAAGCCCGUAUUUUAAUAAAAGAUAUUGCUGAUGUUAUCCUCACAAAUGAAAAACCUAACGUGAUCCGCGUUUUUGGUGAAGGACCCAUAGUCCGUAGAGAAAAGAAAGUAUCAAAAAAUGAAAAAUUUUCAUUCACUUUCCGUUUCGCUUCUCCUUAGUUGGCCUAGCUCUGGAAAAAUAUUAUCAUAGCUGCCAGAGAAGCAAAUAAAUCAAAAUCCUACUUGGUUACUUUUGAUAACUUAAUGAAAUAUUCAAGAUCCGACUCUUCUUGA